AAGAAGGCUAUAGAGAGAUAUGUCGCUGUCGUCUUACCUCAGCCCGACGCGCCUUCUAGAAGGCUACCUCCGCCGUUGCCUCACGUCGGCAGGACUGACGUCGCAGACGCUUUCCAUAGACUCUGAAACAACCAUCCACUUCUGGGGCCCACCACCUCUAGACCACCGGAGCGACGACGACGACAAACCGGUGAUGCUUCUCCUCCACGGCUUCGGUCCAUCCUCCAUGUGGCAGUGGAGGCGACAGAUUCAAGCCUUCUCUCCCUCCGUUUUCAGGCUUUAUUCUCCCGAUCUUGUCUUCUUCGGUGACUCUACCUCUUCCUCCACCAAUCGCACCGAAGUCUUCCAGGCGGAAUGUAUGGCAAAGCUAAUGGAGAAAAUAGGAAUAGGGAAGUAUAAUGUGGUUGGAACUAGCUACGGGGGAUUUGUGGCAUACCACAUGGCCAAAAUGUGGCCGGAAAAAGUGGAGAAAGUAGUGAUUGCAAGCUCUGGUAUCAACAUGCGAAAGUGUGACAGUGAAAGUUUAUUGCAAAGAUCCAACUGUGAGUGCAUCGAGAAAGUUAUGUUACCAUCCACUGCAACUGAGCUUCGCACACUUAUGGCUUUGGCAUCUUCGUGGCGAUUAGUUCGUAUGUUUCCUGAUGCUCUCUGGAACGACGUUAUUAAUAAUUUAUAUAAGAAGAAUAGAAAAGAGAAGAUUGAAUUGUUGAAGGGGGUGACUUUCGGCCGCAACGAGAAUUUAAACAUCGAUCCUCUUUCUCAGGAGGUCCUAAUUGUAUGGGGAGACAAAGAUCAGAUAUUUCCUGUGAAGAUGGCUUACGAAUUAAAAGAGAUUCUUGGAGAGAAAACGAAACUAGAAAUCAUUGACAACACUUCACAUGUUCCUCAGAUUGAAUGUGCGCAAGAGUUCAACAAUAUCGUUUUGAGAUUUUUGAAGGGUUGUUAAAAGCGGUAAUUUUAUACAUUGCUACAUGAUUCUUCAGCUUGUUUGGUGUUAAACUAUUGGUUAUGAAUUUUGCUACUUUACUUGCCAUGCUUUCUCAUUUUUCAUGUAAUAACUUCAAAUAUUGUGUCGCAAGAUAUUAAACACUAGAUUUUAUA
Molecule: messenger RNA, 1101 nt
Organism: Arabidopsis arenosa
Lineage: Eukaryota; Viridiplantae; Streptophyta; Magnoliopsida; Brassicales; Brassicaceae
Source: the annotation of a GenBank genome assembly